Panicum hallii is the source of this 6794-nucleotide messenger RNA. Its product is annotated as SCAR-like protein 1. Gene Ontology annotation, molecular function: protein kinase A regulatory subunit binding; Arp2/3 complex binding; actin binding. The record is from RefSeq and is a predicted model, not a curated record. Gene Ontology annotation, biological process: actin cytoskeleton organization; positive regulation of Arp2/3 complex-mediated actin nucleation. The transcript is spliced from 11 exons. NCBI's taxonomy places the organism in Eukaryota, Viridiplantae, Streptophyta, Magnoliopsida, Poales, Poaceae. Gene Ontology annotation, cellular component: cytoskeleton. The coding region runs from base 235 to 6480 and encodes 2081 amino acids.
CGUCUUCCUCACUCCACCGCUCUGAAUAUUCACGCGCUAAGCGCACCCGCGAAUCUACCCACGCAGCAGCGGGGGCGGGGGCGCGCGAGCGGGCCAGAGAUAUGCUGUCCGUGGCGGGGUCGGUGGAACUGGAGGUGGAGGCGGCCGCUCCAAUGGCGGAGUCGUGAGGCGCUUGGGGAGGGAGGAGAGGGCAGCACCAGUGGUUGCGGCUGCGGCUGCGAGCCGCGAGCGGAGAUGAUUCGGUACCAGAUACGGAACGAGUACGGGCUGUCGGAUCCGGAGCUGUACGCGGCGCCGGGGGAGGAGGAUGACCCGGAGGCGCUCCUCGAGGGCGUCGCCAUGGCCGGCCUCGUCGGCGUGCUCCGGCAGCUGGGGGAUCUCGCCGAGUUUGCAGCUGAAAUUUUUCAUGACCUUCAUGAAGAUGUGAUGGCCACUGCUUCUAGAGGACAUGGUUUAAUGCUCCGAUUGCAGCAGCUAGAGGCAGAAUUUCCAGCAGUUGAGAAGGCACUUGUAUCCCAGACUGAGCACUCAAAUUAUCCACAUGAUGAUGGUGUCAACUGGCAUGCUAAUCUUCAACUUAAACAGAAUAUGAUCACACAAGGAGACAUGCCUCGCUUCAUUUUGGAUUCGUAUGAAGAAUGCCGUGGCCCACCGCACUUGUUCACGCUGGAUAAGUUUGAUGUUGCUGGUGCUGGAGCCUCCUUAAAACGAUAUUCAGACCCCUCUUUCUUCAAGACAGAAUCCAACAUGUUAGAAAUGGAUGUUUCAAUUGAAAAGAAGCCUCGUAGAGUUAAGAAGAAGGCUAUGCGUUGGAGGAAAGGGGCAACACUUGAAUCAUUACUCAUUGAAAACUCUGAAUAUCACAUUGCCCCCAAGGAUCGAACUUCUAGGAAAGUUCCACCUAGGACAACAAAGUUGAAAUCCAGGCAUCCGCGGAGUCCUGAUCAUAAAACUAUUAGCAGAAUAUGCAGGGAGCAUCUGCUAGAAGUAAUUUCAUCGCAACAAAAAAUUUUGUCCGCAUAUUCUGGGCAGCAGUACCAUGUGAAAUUUAGGUCAUCUGACUCAAGUGAAAUGGAGAAUUAUGGUGCCAUUGUUCAAUCUUCUGGUAAACUGGAACUGACUAAAAUUGUUCCAAUAAAUGAAUCUGAUACCAUGGAGACUAUAUCUGCACCCACUCAUGGAUCACCUUACCUGGAGCUAGGUGAUAAACAAAUUCCCGGGAAACAACAUGAACCUUUAGGAAAAAAUGGCAUGGUCAGUGACUCAGGAAAGCUGCAGGAUUGUCCAAACUUCCAGGUUGGCGAAAGUAAUCACAGCUCGCAUUCAGGAGUUGAAGAGAGACACAUAUUAGCUGGGGUUCCUGCUGAUCAAGAUGCUAAUGGCUGCAGACCUGAUGACAUUUGUAGUGAUCAAGACAACUUCAUCGACGCUCUUAACAACAUGGACUCAGACGGUGAAGCAGAUCCUGAAAUAGAAACUGAACCUGAUCCCAGUGCCAACGUGGAGCGGACUGAAAUGAACUGUGACAGCAAGGAAGGUGAAGAUGCAUUGCAUGCGGAGUCUCCAGAAGUAGGUUCUGCAAUAGACUCUUCACCAGGGUUUAACAGUUUAUGCUUGGUUGGAGAACCAACCUGUACGGACUUACCAAGUGAUUAUGCUCCUCCGGCAGUGUCAGCCACUAAUGGUCCAAGCUCUGGUUCACAAUUUGGAAGACAAUUGAAUGGUGUUGAUUGGACCAAAGAUGAAGAGCCUUUUGAUGAUGAGGAUCUAAUGGAUGUGAGCUCAUCAUCUAGUGUAGCUUCCGACAAUGCUGACUUACAAACCAAUGAAGAUCUCUAUGGUUGUCAACAACACCAGGAGGAAGCUUAUCACUAUCAAAGUGGUGAUCACACAGCUGUUAUCCAUAGUUCUGAUAAACAUUCACCCAAGACAUCUAGUGGUUUGUUGGAUGGUAUGGUUAUCAGCAGCAACGAUUACACCGACAAAGUAUAUCAUUCUGCAGAGCAUGGCCAGGAUGAUACUUCUAUGGUAUUGAGCAAUCCUAACGAUGUUUCAGAAGACUUAGACAAACCCAGUUUUGGGAUUGCUGAUGAUUUGUUUCUCCACCCUACCAAACCCAAUCAAGAGGAAAUACAAGAGAUAGAGAAAGAAUUGGAAGAAGGUGGAUCUCUAGAUACAGAUACGUCAACUGGCAUACUUGCAUCAUGGCCAGAUAUGGACCGUGUUAUGUGCAUGAAUGAUGUAGAGAUGAACAAGGACAGUGCUACAGUUCCUGAAGAAAUUGAUGCUGAUACUGCCCCAACAUGUUUGGAUCAUGAUGACAGCCAUGAUCAUCAAGAUGGAAUUGCACCAGAACAUUCAGGCACAUGCAAUAAUCUACCACGUGAAUUAAAUAGUGAUGAGAUUGCUGAAGACAUGCACUCUUUACCAGACAAUGGUCUAUCAACUCGUUUUAAUAAGGAUAUUGCAGAGGAUAAUCAAAUAGUUGUGCUUGAAGGAGGGGCUUUCCCGACUAGCCUCAGCACACACAAAGAGGGUUCUGUGCAAGCAUCUGCCAUGGCCAGGGACUUCUCUGAUGUUCAAGAGUUUGCAGUAGUAAUUCAAGGCGUACCUUCUCAAGAGGAGACAGAAGCUCAUGCAGGAGAGACACUUGCACCUGAGUCCUGUGUGUUCAAUGAUGAUACAGAACCAGUGGAGAUUAGUGUGCUUCUAGCCCCUAGUACUUCCUCUCUACCUGACAACAGUAGUUCAUGUGUAGAACAGCACGCAUUGACUGAAAUGAAAGACAUUGAGGAGGGUAGCAAAGUUGUGGUUGCAGAAGAAUCAACUACUAGCAGGUUUGCAGAUGACGUGGUACCCCCCAAAGAGGAGUUCAGUGAUGCUGCCUUAUAUACUGAAAAAACAGAGGUUCUCACUACAAAUUCAACUGAAGAAGCCUCUAGACAUGAUCUGCAACUACAGUCUAGUUCUCCUUUAAAGGAAGGGUUGGAAACAGUAGAAGCUACCCACAGAAAUCUUGGGGAAGUAGAUACAUCAAGGGAAUGUAUCUCUAAAAAGAGUAUGUUGCAGAUAGACAAUAUUCCUUUUUGUGAAAUAGAGCCAAUAGGUGAAAAAUGUAGUGACAGGGAUGGUAUUCAGUUUCCUUCCUCAGCACAUUUUCCAGUAGAAUCUGAUUAUCAAGAGGAAUUACUAGAGGAGGCCAGUCAUAAUGCUGAGGGCCUCUCUCUGUGUGAUUUGUACAAGGAUGGUGCAGUAAGCCUGAAAAGUAACACAAUGGAGAAACAACCAGAGAAUGUUGAUCAAGAUUCCGCAUGGGGGAUGCCUGAUCAAGAUUCUAGUAGUACAAACCCAUUCAUGGAUCCUGCUUACAUGAUGAGCCACACUCAAUUUUAUCCCUCUCCCAGUAUGAUUGGCCAACCGUGUUUCCCUGAAGAACAGGAUUUCCCUUCAGAACUUCUAAUACAACAUGGCAGGAUGGGAGCAGCUGUUGAUUCCCUUUGGGAACCUGCAACUCCACCUGAUGAAGCGCCGUUACCAUCAGAAGUUAUGACUGAAGAAGAUUUCAGAUCCUUCUUCCAUGAGUAUCAUGAAAUAGGUUUUUCAGCUGGCACUGAAGGUUGUCACAGUGAACCAGCCUCAGAAUCUAACAAUAUUUCAAAUGCUAUGGUCAGUGAAUCAGAUUUUCCAUGUUCUCUUUCUGCCUUGCCCAUGAAUUUAGACCAGGAAGCAUGUGUUCAUUCUAAGUUUGGUUCUCAGUGUGCUGAAUGUUCAUCUACUAUGGAUAUACAAGGUGCUACAUCAAUGACAUUUUCUGGAAAAGAAGAUCUCAACGAUGAGGCACCAGGAGUAGAUUCUCAUUUAAAAUCGCAUGCGUCUUUCAGUGAUAACAGAAGUCCUGAAUUAGAUAUACUCUCUGUUCCAGUGGAUUUACAACAGGAACAGCACCUGUUGUCUCAAGUUGAUUCUCAUAGUUUUCCUUUGUCGGAUAAAGAGAAGACUAAUGGAGAAUCCUGCUUUCCUUCAAGCAAUGUUAUCGAAGUGAAACAAGAUCUGGAAAUUCAUGCCGGUCUUGUUCCGCAUUCUUUUAUUAAUGAAAAUGUAGAGGACCUGGAUGUUGUUGUCCCAGUGGAACCACAGGUAGGAGCUCGUGCCCUGGAUGAAUAUGAUAACCAGGAUAUUCCUUGUUGUUCAACUAGCGAGAAGAAUGAUACCCUUACUUUGGGGAAACCUGUUCUAGUCCAGGGAUCAGAAGUUUGUGCCCUUGGUGAAUUUGGUUCUUCGAUCGUUCCAUCAUCUUCAAUUGAUGAGAUUGAAGACAAUUUAGAAGCCUCUGCUUUGAGGACUUCUUUUCGAGCAGAACAAGAGUCUGAAUGUUGCACCUCAGGUGAACAUGAUUCUCAAAUCACUAUAUCCCCUUUGCUUGAUGAGAAGAUUGAUGAGCUGGAUGGCCCUGCUUUGUGCAAUACAGCCAUAGUGGAUAAGGAAUCAGAAGUUUGUGUUCCAUGUGGACUUAAUUCUCGAAUCACCCCAUGUUCUUCAACUGAGGAAAAUAUACAAGAAUUAGAUCACUCUCCUUUGAGCAGUUCUGUUUUAGUUGAUCUUGAAUCAGAAGAUAAUGUCUCAGGGGACUGCGAUUCUGAAGUUACUCCAUGUUCCUUGGUUAUAGACAAGGUUGGUGAAUCAGAAGAUGUUCAACCAACUCGUAUUUUCUCUGAGCAAGAGCAGGAAGCUCAUGCAUCCCCUGAAUUAGACUUUCAUGUUGCUCCCUGUUCCUUGAAUGAUGAUAAGGUUGGUGAAAUAGAAGGUCCUCUUGCAUGCAUUGGCCAGGUGGGACCAGACAAGGAAUCUGAUUGCUCAACUGAAUUUAAUUCCCAAACUGUGCCAUGUUCUUCAAAUUCACCAGUACUAACUGACACAAGUGCAUUGGCUUCUACUCCAGUCAUGGAAACAUAUCAGUUGUCUCCUGGUCUGCCACCCGCUGUACAAUCUCAAAAUGAUUCCUACGAAGAUCCCCAAGCUCAAGCACCUCCCCCCCUCCCUCCACUCCAGUGGAGGCUUGGAAGGCCUCGUCUAGGGCUUCUGAGUGGAAAAGGCUCUAUGCCUGAGCCUGCAAGGAGAAUAAAUCCAGUUUUGCAGGCAUCAAGACAAGACAUGGAUAUCAGGUUAGGUUUGCUCGAUCGAAUGGAUAGAUCAAUAGAACCAGUAUCCUCUCAAGCGAUCAAAGAAGAUAUAAAUCGGAGUUCUUUGUUAGAUGAUAAUGAUCAAAAUGUAGAAUUUGGGAGAUCAUCGACCAGUGUUGUAGUAACUGAUGUUGCAAGGACUGAACACUGUUGGCAAUUCUCAGAAGCUUCAGAGAACAUUAAACACCAGGGCAAUGUUUGGUCAUCAUCACCAGGAGUUGAUGAUCGUGCGGAUGCUGGGGUCGCACCAGCAACAGCAGAUGAUUCUGGGGCGACAUAUGGAAUAGCCUUAUCCUCAUUGAACCCUGUGUUUCCAUUACCUACAGAUGAACAGCAGGGCCCUCACCUGUGCAUCUUAUCUUCAGAUUCUAGAGAAAAUAGUGGUAUUGGCAAGUCAAUGGAUGCUGCUGGUGACAUGGAAAGCAUCUCAAUAAAAGGACAUGAUUCUGAAAAUAGGUGUUACCAGCAACCUGAGUAUGUUGAAUCGUUCUCAGGGACUUCAGACCACGAAGAGCAUAUUACAAAUGCAUCAGAGGAGGGUGGGAAACAUCUGUCUAGUGCAAGUGAGGCAAUUUCAGACCCUGAAAAACAUUCUGCACCAGGUACAUUGUUGAAUGAAGGGAAUAGCCAGGAGAGUCAACAUUUACAGGAACAAAAUAUGGAUAGUUUUGAGCACGAUCGGUCGGGAGGCCCAUUGCCCAGCUCAGAAUCAAUGGCACCUCAAGAUUAUCCACAUGAUGAAUAUAAUUUAGAUAGAGAAAAUAGACACCGGCCUAGCAACCCAGGCCCAUUAGCGGCAUGGCCUGGUGAUAAAAGUAACUUCUUUAGUGGUCUUGACGAAGCUAGCUUUGGACAUGCUGAGCAGCCACCUGUGUUGGGAUGGACUGUUGGACCUCAGAUGAUUCAUCCUAAGUAUGGUAUAUCAGUACAAGACAGCUUCGAGCCAAAUAUCACCGAUAAUCAUUUAAUCAAGAAGCCUAUUUCGAUAAAAAACAUCCCAAGGAAUCCACUGGUCGAUGCUGUUGCUGCUCACGAUAGAAGCUCGAUGCGAAAGGUUUCAGAGCUUGCACCAUCAACUGACAAGCCAAAGCCCAACGAGAGAAACCUGUUGCUAGAGCAGAUAAGAAACAAGACCUUCAGCCUGAAACCAGUGGCUCCUGCUAAGCCAAUAGCUAUGGGAUCUCCUGCUAGAGCCAAUACUAGAAACUUGAAGGUUGCUGCAAUCAUAGAGAAGGCAAAUGCCAUCCGACAGGCAGUGGGAAGUGAUGACGAAGACGCAGAUAGUUGGAGUGACGCAUAGAUGCCCAUCUUUUGCCCUCUUGGUGUUCUUUCCACCACAGAAAGAUGCCAGUUCAUCAAGGACGCCGUGGACAUGUUGGGGUUGCACAGCCAUGUCAAUUUUUGGUUAGCAAUGGUAGUCUUCUUGUAUAGUUUAUGCUAAUAAUCUUUUUCUUCCCCAUUCUUCUCGUAUUCUUUCGACCGAUUAUUUGUAUACUUGCCUCUCCCAGCAGCAAAGGCUGUUGUGGUGGACAUGAUCCGAGGAGAGCAUGCAUAUUCUUCAGGUCUAUGUAAAUUAGACAGUUCUAAUCAAACAGGUUUAUCUACUGAGGAGUA